Heterocephalus glaber (naked mole-rat) is the source of this 5761-nucleotide messenger RNA. It is a transcript of the gene Arhgap23, whose product is annotated as Rho GTPase activating protein 23. Lineage: Eukaryota; Metazoa; Chordata; Mammalia; Rodentia; Bathyergidae. Gene Ontology annotation, molecular function: protein binding. The record is from RefSeq and is a predicted model, not a curated record. Gene Ontology annotation, biological process: signal transduction.
GCCAGGCGGUCGCUGGUGCAGCUGCCCGGCCGGGGACAUGGAGCGGCCGCGGCGCCCUACGCCCCCCGGGGCCGGAGCGGCGAGGGCGGGGACCGCGUAGCGCGCAGCAUGGAGCAGCUGCCCCUGGGCCCAAGAGAUGGGUGCUCUCCCGGGCGCCCGCUGCCCUGGCAGGGGCCGAGGACGCUGCUGCUGCACAAGAGUCUCCAGGACGGCUUCGGCUUCACCCUGCGGCACUUCAUCGUGUACCCACCCGAGUCUGCCGUGCACUGCAGCCUGAAGGAGGAAGAGAAUGGGGGCCGAGGGGGCCGAGGAGCAGGAGCAGCAGGAGGAGGAGGAGGAGGAGGAGGAGGAGGCCCCUCCCCGCGGCACCGCCUGGAGCCCAUGGACACCAUCUUUGUGAAGAACAUCAAGGACGAUGGCCCCGCACACAGGGCGGGGCUCCGCACAGGAGACCGGCUGGUGAAGGUGAACGGGGAAAGCGUCAUCGGGAAGACCUACUCCCAGGUCAUAGCGCUGAUCCAGAACAGCGAUGACAACCUGGAGCUGACCAUCAUGCCCAAGGACGAGGACGUCCUCCAGCUGGCCUAUUCCCAGGAUGCCUACCUGAAGGGGAACGAGCCCUAUUCUGGAGAGGCCCGCAGCAUCCCCGAGCCACCCCCUCUCUGCUACCCCCGGAAGACCUACGCCCCACCAGCCCGGCUGUCUGCCUGGGCCACUAUGGUGCCUGAGCCCACCUCGGCCCUGCUCAGUGACCCCCGGAGCCCCGCCGCGUGGAGUGACCCAGGGCCCUGCGUUCCGCCCGCCACCCUCACCCACCCAGAGUCCUCUUCCUUGGGGAUGAGCCAGCCCCGCCCCAGCCCUGGUGCCUUCCCCCACCUACCUGAGGAGCCCCGGACGUCCCGUGCCUUCCCAGAGCCCGGCAGCCGGGCGCUCCCCAGCAGACUGGAGUGCCAGCAGGCCCUGUCGAACUGGCUGUCGAAGCAGGUACCCCGCAGGGCGGGGGAGAGUCGGUGCCCGGCCAUGCCACCCCGGGCCCGCAGUGCCUCGCAGGACCGGCUGGAGGAGGUGACCGCCCACCGUGCGUGGCCCUGCUCCACGUCCCAGGAUGCUUUGAGCCAGCUGGGCCGGGAGAGCUGGCACCGGGCACGCUCAGAGGACUAUCUGGGCCGGGCCACCCGCUCCGCCGAGGCCCUGGGACCAGGCCUGCUGGGGUCACCCCGCUUCGAGCGCUGCAGCUGGGCCUCCCAGCAUCCUGCUGCCCACACAACUGCCUGCCCUGCUCGGGACCUGCCAGGGCCUCAGGCCCUUCCUGCACCCGGCCUGCAGGGCCUGGACGACAUUGGGUACAUGGGCUACCGAAGCUACAGCCCGUCCUUCCAGCGCCGGACUGGCCUUCUGCACGCGCUCUCCUUCCGGGACUCGCCCUUCGGGGGGCUGCCCAGCUUCAGCCUGGCCCAGACUGCCACACCAUUCCCACCCGAGGCCUCUGAACCGCCCAGGGUGACAAGGCCCGAGCCCAACGCCCUGGCCCUGGAGCCCCCGGCCGAAGACCCCCGCGAGGAGGUCAUCCUGAGGCAGAAGCCGCCCACAGGCCGAAAGGGCCCCCUGGGCCCCGCCCGACAGAUGAACCUUGGACUUGGGGACGAAACCCCGGAGCCAGAGGCAGGCGGGCGAGGGGAGCGCUUGGGCAGGAGGGUCACCCCCUUGGCCACCACCGAGGACUCACUGGCUUCCAUCCCCUUCAUCGAUGAGCCCACCAGCCCCAGCAUCGAUCUCCAGGCCAAGCACGUCCCUGCGUCGGCCGUGGUCUCCAGUGCCAUGAACUCAGCCCCGGUCUUGGGCACCAGCCCAUCCUCACCGACCUUCACCUUUGCCCUCAGCCGCCACUACGCGAAAGACUGCAGCAGCAUCAAGGCCGGGCGCCGCUCCUCCUACCUGCUGGCCAUCACCACCGAGCGCUCCAAGUCCUGUGACGACGGCCUCAACACCUUCCGGGACGAGGGCCGGGCGCUGCGGCGCCUGCCGAGCCGCGUGCCCAGCCUGCGGGUGCUCCGGAGCUUCUUCACGGACGGGUCCCUGGAUAGCUGGGGAACGUCCGAAGAUGCUGAUGCCCCUUCCAAGCGGCACUCCACCUCUGACCUCUCAGACUCAGCCUUCAGUGAUGUCAGGAGAGAGGGCUGGCUAUCGUACAAGCAGGUCCUCACCAGGAAGGGGAAGAAGGCGGGCAGCGGGCUGCGCCAGUGGAAGCGGGUGUACGCCACGCUGCGGGCGCGCUCGCUCUGCCUGAGCAAGGAGCGGCGGGAGCCCGGGCCGGCGGCGGGGGCUGCGGCGGCCGGCGCAGGUGAGGAGGAGGCGGCGCCCGUCUGCAUCGGCUCCUGCCUGGUGGACAUCUCCUACAGCGACACCAAGAGGAGGCACGUGUUCCGGCUGACCACCGCUGACUUCUGUGAAUAUCUCUUUCAGGCUGAGGACCGCGAUGACAUGCUGGGCUGGAUCAGAGCGAUCCGGGAGAACAGCAGGGCCGAGGGGGAGGACCCCGGCUGGGCCAACCAAGCUCUGAUCAGCAAGAAGCUUAACGAUUACCGCAAAGUGAGCCACGGCUCUGGGCCCAAAGCCGAUGCCUCCCCCAAAGUCUCUCGCGGGCUGGGGGGGCUCAAGUCCGAGUUCCUCAAGCAGAGUGCGGUGCGCGGCCUCAGGACCCAGGAGCAGUCCCCGGGGAGCAAGGAUGACACUACGGCUGCCCCCAAAACUCCCUGGGGCAUCAACAUCAUCAAGAAGAACAAGAAGGCCACCCCGAGGGCCUUCGGGGUCCGGCUGGAGGAGUGCCAGCCGGCCCCAGAGAACCAGCGCGUGCCUCUCAUCGUGGCUGCCUGCUGUCGCAUCGUGGAGGCCCGGGGGCUGGAGUCCACCGGCAUCUACCGAGUGCCCGGCAACAACGCCGUGGUGUCCAGCCUGCAGGAGCAGCUCAACCGCGGGCCCGGCGACAUCAACCUGCAAGACGAGCGCUGGCAGGACCUCAAUGUCAUCAGCAGCCUGCUCAAGUCCUUCUUCCGGAAGCUGCCCGAGCCUCUGUUCACCAAUGACAAAUACAACGACUUCAUCGAGGCCAAUCGCAUAGAGGAUGCCAGGGAGCGGAUGAAGACACUUCGGAAGCUGAUCCGGGACCUCCCAGGACACUACUACGAGACACUCAAGUUCCUCGUGGGCCACCUCAAGACCAUCGCGGACCACUCAGAGCAGAACAAGAUGGAGCCCCGGAACCUGGCCCUGGUGUUCGGGCCGACAUUGGUGAGGACAUCUGAGGACAACAUGACGGACAUGGUGACCCACAUGCCCGACCGAUACAAGAUCGUGGAGACACUGAUCCAGCACUCGGACUGGUUCUUCAGCGAUGACAAGGACAAGGGCGAGAGAACCCCCGUGGACGACAAGGAGCCGCAGUCGGUGCCCAACAUCGAGUACCUGCUGCCCAACAUCGGCAGGACGGUGCCCCCCGGCGACCCAGGCCCAGAUUUCGCCACCUGCAGUUCAGCCAAGUCCAAGGCUUCGUGGGCGCCCAGGAAGGAGCCGUACGCGCGGGAGAUGCUGGCGAUCUCCUUCAUCUCGGCAGUCAACCGCAAGCGCAAGAAGCGGCGGGAGGCGCGCGGCCUGGGGAGCAGCACGGACGACGACUCGGAGCACGAGGCGGCCCGGGGGGGGGCGCCCGGGGCCCCCGAGCCACCGCCGCGUGCCCCGAGCCCCACGCCCCCCGCGGCCCCGGCGCCGGACGCCCGCUCCGUGGCGUCGGGCUACUCCACGCUGUCGUCGGCCGGGCGCGGCGCGCGGCGGGCGGGCGCGGGCGACGAGGCGGACGACGAGCGCAGCGAGCCCAGCCUGGCGGGCACCGACACGGAAGGCGGCGCGGGCGCGCGGGGGCGCCGGCCCUCGUUCAGCUCGCACCGCCUCAUGCCCUGCGACACCCUGGCGCGCCGCCGCCUGGCCCGGGGGCGCGCUGACCCCGAGGGCCCCCGCGCGCCCGCGCCAGGCUCCGCCUCGUCCAGCAGCCAGGAGUCGCUGCGCCCCCCAGGGGCCGCGGAGGCGCUGGGCGCGCGGCCCUCGCGCCUGGAGACGCUGCGCCUGCGGCUGCGUGGCACAGCCGACGACAUGGCCGUGCGCUUGCGCCGUCCGCUGUCCCCGGAGACGCGGCGACGCCGCAGCAGCUGGCGGCGCCACACGGUGGUGGUGCAGAGCCCGCUCACCGACCUCAACUUCAACGAGUGGAAGGAGCGGGGCGCGCAGGGGGCCGCGGGCGCGCGCGCCCACAGUGACAACAAGGACUCGGGGCUCAGCAGCUUGGAGUCCACCAAGGCGCGCGCCUCGUCCUCCGCCGCCUCGCUGCCCCCCGGGGACUUGGGGACCCUGCAGGCUGUGGCCACCGCCUCCCGCCUCCACCCGUGUCUCUGACCCCCGCGCCCCGUUCUCCCUUGGCUUUCGUCCCCGCUCUGGGGCCUCUGGCCGGGGCAGAAAGGCUGCAGGUCACCCCUAGCUUGUGUGGUGGAAUGGGGGGCAGGGACCCCGGAAAGGGGGGGCUUCUGGUCCUGUCCCCUGCGUGUGUGACCGAGUGGGCCCCUCUGUGUCUGCUCCGCGAAACCCUUGUCGACCGUGGAGUGUGGGUGUGGAAGCCCCGGGUUUCAGGCCGACUUCUGCGGCCCCCUCACUUUCUUGGUCUACUGAGGGGGUGUGGGUGUCAGGGGAGGAGGUGCCGGCGGGCGUCCGCAAGGGAGAGGGCUGUGUGUGUGCUCGUGAGUAGUCGCUGUCCAAAGAUGUUUCCGGUAGCAAUUCUGCCUGUCCAGUGCCCUUCCACCGCCCCCAGCCCCCCAAGGUCCCUUCCUUUGGGACGCUCAGGUGUCUGUCCCUGCUCCUCUCAGAGCCAGAGAAAGGGUUGGGCCACAGACGCAGGACUGAAACCCUCACCAAGGUCACCCCCGCAGAUCCUUUGCCAACCUCCUCGUCACCACGCCUAGCCAUCAGAUGGUGGGGAGCUGCUGACCCCAGCAGUUUGAAGGUCUGGGGUCCCCUCGCCUGUACCCCCUCCUUCCUUUUUGUUUUGUAUUGGGUGUUUUAUUUUUUGUUUUCUAGGGACAGGGUCUCACUAUAUAGCCCAGGCUGGCCUUGAAUUUGUGGAGAUUCUCCUGCCCCAGCCUCCUCCCUCCAUUUUGCUUUCCCUGCUGUGCCUCAGCUCAGGCACAGGGACCCUAACCUUCUUCCUUGUAAGGGGGAGCAGUCACCAGCCCCCUGGCGUCUCUGUCACACUGAUUUGUGGGUUCUGACCUGGGUGGCCCUGCCAGGUGGGUGGGGCCCAGUGCCCUUGGUCCCCCUGCACUGUUUAUAGACCUCCGGUCACCGCGUCCUCACGUCCCUUCACUCAUUCCAGAGAAGCCCCGAGGCUCAUGGAUGGACCCCACUGCCACAUCCGUCGGUCUCCUUUUAGGCAGAAUUGCUGUAGACCUCUCUCCUCCUUCCCCAUCCUUUUAUUGUAAAUAUUGUCUCUAAAUGUGUAACAUAUUAUAAAGAAUUUAUAAGGAUUUUUAAAGAUGUUUUGCUCAUUUACAGAAGUGUUGUAACAGUGUUGGUUAAAGGCCCCCCCCUUGUACGCAUGGCCUCCCACCAUCGUGUCCCUGACACAAUUCUAAGCGACAACUAAGACUUCCUGCUUCCCGAAAGUCCUGUCUUAGCACUACAGUCUUUAUCUUGGAAAUAAAUGGCCUUCCUCCAGGCUUGA